Molecule: messenger RNA, 15338 nt
Organism: Phasianus colchicus (ring-necked pheasant)
Lineage: Eukaryota; Metazoa; Chordata; Aves; Galliformes; Phasianidae
Source: RefSeq, a predicted model, not a curated record
AUGGGCCUCUCUGUGUGGAUGGAGUGCUGCUGCCUGAACUCCAGUACCUGCGGCAGCUCCUGCUUUGCACCCCUGCUCUGUGGCACUCGGAGUUCCUGCUGCUUCAGCAGCGAGACUCCCAAAGCCAGAGGGACUGACAACGAGCGACCGAGGGUCCACACCGCUCUGUCAGACGCACGCAGCGCACCCUGCCUUCAGGAGGGGCGGCGGCGCCCGGCCGUGCCUUCCUGCAGCCACGGGGUCCCCGCGGCGCGGGGCGGCGGCAGAGGUGAGUGGCGCUCCUCGCCCCGCUCGGCGGCGGGCGGCCGGGCGCGUUGCGUAGCAGGGCUAGGUGGGCUGCCAUGCGGAGCGCGGCAAUUGCGCACGGUCCCUUACGUAACCGUCAGCUGGGGAUUCCCUGGAGGGGGUCACUCUAUUCAACCAUUAAGCAGACCCCGGCCGCCGCCGCGCCGCGCCGCGCUCGGAUCGCCGCCGCCGCCGCCGCCGCCGUCGGUACCGAGGCCGCGGUCGCAGCCGGCGCGGCGGCUCCUCACAAAAUGGCGGCGCCCAUGGAAGCGGCAGCCCCAUUUUGUGCCCGGCAGAGCCUGUCAACAAAACGCCGACUUGGCCGAGGCUGAGGAACAGAAGGCGGCGGCUCGCUCGCGUUACGGAGAGCGGAGGGAGGAGAGCGAAGGAUUUCACCGCCCUCCCGCCGCCGAGAGGAGAUUUUCUAUACAGCGUGCGCGUUGGGGGAGGGAGGAGAGGGAGGUGAAGGGGGACGCGAGCAGCGAGCGCGUCAGAGGCGGCCUCGUCCCAGCGCGGAGCGGCGGCGCGGGGGAGGGGAAGCGAGGCGAGGCGGCGGCUUUGGCGGCGGCGGCCGUGGCGCUGCUACCGAGGGCGGCGGGCGCGGGCGGCGGGAGCGCGGGGCUCCGGGGCGUGAGGCGCUGCUCCCCGCGCGGGGCCCGGGCGGAGGGAGCGCUGCUGGCGGAUCGUGGCGAGCCUGCAAUGAGUGACAGGGCGAUCCAGCGCCGCACCGAGCUAACUAGGUCACUGCCAGCACUUAAUUACUGUUUGUUUCAUUUUAGUGCGUGCCUUAUGAAUAAACCGGCUAUUAGGCUGAUGCUUCAAGUAACACUAUCCAGCACCCAGUUUCAAGCCUUUCCCCUGAAUCUUUAGUAUUAAAUUCUGUGCUUAUCACCUGUCUGACCAACUGUUCCCAUCCAGAGCGCAGGCUACAAUUGCUCUUGUCAGCGUGCCACUGACUGCAUUGGCUUUCUGGUGGGUGAAUUACUCCUGCUCAUUUCCAUUUUCAUUUUUGCUUGUGCUGCUCGUGAAUUGUGGCAACAUUACGGUUUGAUUAGAGUAACUAGUAUCACUAGCUGAGUGCUAUUAAUGUUAAAUGGUAAACAGUAAAUCUUUAGAAGCUGAAGUUAGCAUAGUUAAUUUGUGUGUAUGUGCCAGUGUGUAUAUAUGUGUGUUUUUAGAAAAUGCGGCCUAUUAAGUGGGCUAGAGGAGAGACUAAAAUCACUCUGAAGACUGCAGGCAGCAGUGGUGCAUUAAUGUAGGUGCAGUCUGGAAAUGAACACAAGAAUUACAGAAUGAAAAUCUGAUAGAGGAGAAGGGGUUAGAAAUGUUGUGGUACGUUUUAGUGACGUUCAUCUGAACCGUUUUUAAUAAGAUGUGUUACAGUGUUGAAGUUAACUGCACGUUAGUCAAAGGGCUUCGCUGUUUGCGCAGCUUGCUGUGACAAAUGCACCUCUUAAGAAGAGGUUAACAAGAGGCUCAGCAAGGGAUUAGUUCUACCCCUUCUUACCAAGCAAUAUUUUAAAACUCUAUUCCAUAUGAUUGUGCUAGCUAGUUCUUAAAGAUGCUGCUGCUUUGUAGUAAGUGGCUAGUCUUCAGUGGCAGUUUAUUAAAUCAUAGAUUAAAGAAUUUAAUACAUGAAAUUAAAUGCUAAACAGUAGAGCAAAGGAGAAGCAAAUGUGCAAUAUUAUGGUCUACUUCUGCACGCUUGUACAAAAUUUCCACUGCAGUUAGAGGAGUUAACUGCCCUUCCUUGCAGGCUUGUUUUGGAUAAUCUUACGUAAAUAAAUAAAUAAUGCUUUUGCAUUGAAACUUUCUAAGUUGUUUAUUUAAUAGAUACUUCCCUACUGAAUGUGUUGUAUGCCUUCCUCAUCUUAUUUUUCAGUUAUUACUUCUCAGGAAGUAGAACAGUUGAAAAAAUGGGCUCCAUUAACACAAUCUUAAAUAAUCAAGUAAAUCACUUAAACAUUUUCUUAAAUAUUUUCUAUAACUAUUGUAAAUUUUCAGUAUUUGCUGUUCUUCGCAGAAGUCCAACUAUUGAAAUCAAUUCAUUUUAGGAUCAUCUGGGCCCCAAAUUAAAAACACUUCAUAGUUGAAAGUUUUUCAGUUGAGCAAUGUAGUAUGAAACAUGAAGCAGGAAAACCCUGAAAGCAGCUGAAGGAGAAGUAAAAAAUAAAUACGUGAACAUGCUCCCACUUGAUUUCAAAACUUCAGCGCUUUUGAAAUCGUAAUUCUUUUGUAGGUCCUGACUUUUGCGUUCUGAACACUUGGGAUUGGCCAUGCUUCAACAGUAAGAUUAGAUUAAUGAAUUCAUCAUAGCCUUUUCUUACAUUUAUCAGGCCAAAUUAUGGGCUGCAUUUCGUAAGCCAUCAUAUGUGUAAUACAGACUAAGGCCUGAGUAGUGGAACAUUUUUGAAGAUUCUUACAAGCACAGAAGUCACGCACCAGUUUGCCAUCAGGACAUUGAUGUUUUUUAAAAAGAAAAAGAAUGGGUUAGCACUUAGUAAAUGACCUAUUUGCAGUAUCACCUUGUAUGAUUGCAUGAUCUAGUGGAUGGCAUGCUUCCCCUGAAAUAGCACUAGUGUGAUUCAUGUUUCUGGUGGCAUGUGUGAAAGUUUGAUUGAGAUGCAAAACGGAAAGAGUUCUUUUGAAUGUUUAAAAGGAGCUGUGCUCAGAAAUGCAGAAAUUAUUGAUAUAUUUGGCUCAAACUAAAGGUUUUUGCGGAGCAAGAAUGAUGGUAGCACAGCACUGGUGUGGGAGGUCUCAUUAAUGCAGAAAACCAGGCCUAAUAACUUAAUGUUGUUUUUUAGAAGUUCAUGUGAUAAAAUGCUACUCAUGUGAGAGUUCUCACUAUUACAGAUAUCUGCAAGCAGUAGUCACUCAUCACAUAGCACUGUCUCAUCAUUGUAUUUUUACCAGUUCAAAAGCCAGUCAACGGUAGCUAAAAAUAUGUAGAAAUUUCUGUAAGCAGGUGCCUUAGUUAACUUUUAUAGACGCAUAAACGAAAAGGGAAGUAGUAUAAAUGUGUGGACAGACAUUACAUGUGACAUUUUAUGCAUUUCAUUAUAAUACACGCUACAAAACUUCUGAAAACCUCAGUAGUAAGCGAAAGAAAGACCAAUUAAACAAUGCUUUUGAAAUUGCCCACACCGAUCAAUUACUCAAUAGCAGUAAAAAAACAUGAAUAACCACAGGUGCGCUUUUGAAGGAGAAAAUUUGUUGUUUAGCUGUAAUUGUCAGUCUGCCUCUUGGUGCGUUACUUACUAGGGAUUUGGCCUUACAGACUACAGAUAGGUGAGCAGCAUUGCAUUGAGUGCUGCUGGGUUGUCCAAUAAAAAGAAAUAUUCCUCUGUUCAGCUUAACUGAAAGAAAAAAAUAUUUCAAACUUACUGCAUUUGGUCACACAUAACUUUAAAAUUGCACUUAAAUUGAUUUUAAACUUGAUUUUAAACUGUUUAGCUAUAGUGAUGUCUAACAAAACAGAAAAAAAUAUUGGAAGAAACAGUUUUUGAUGGUAUUUACAUAUAAAGGCCUGUCAAAUAUAGCCAAGUAUCAGUUCCUGUUGAUGGCAGUAACAUGAUAGCAUUCAAAGUUCUUAGGGGAAUCUACGAUGCUCAUCUUCUCUAGAUAUUACAGGAAGGUUUGUGAGGCUGGGCUGCUACUCUUCUGGGUUUCAAACCUGAGCAUAAGAUCUAUCUCACCCAGAAUCUUGUUGCAAAGGAUAACUGAAGAUGCUUACGUGGCAUUUAGGACUUGGUUUAUUGGGCGUGGUAGCGAGGGGUUGAUGGUUGAUCUUAGAGGUCUUUUCCAACUUUAAUGAUUCUGUAAUUCUAAGUAGUAAAGUGAUUAUAUGAUUCUGUAUCACCAAUUCUUGUUUUUUGUGGUUUCCAAAGGUACCAGGAUCACUGUAUUUAAGAGUGACUAAUGUGCAGAGCUGGGAGAGUCUGCCUCUGAGCUGAGAUAUUCUUGAGAGAAGAGUGAACUUUCUAGUCCCUUAACAAGAGGCUAGAAUGCAGUCUCUGGGUAUAAGGUGAAGUAGCAGUGUUAAAAUGUCUUACAUUAUCUUGUCCUUAUCUAGAUUGUGUGCUGUUUUGGGGAACUUCGCUCUAGGGAGAGGUCUCACCCUUCUCUUGAAACUCCCUUGCCUAUGUCAGAGAACAGUACAGAAGCUUGAAGAAUUUUUUCAGUCCUGCUGAAGAAGGAAAAAGGAGAUGAAAGAAAAUGUGUGUGCAAGCAAGAGAAUGAAAAAAACCUGAUAGUUUUAGGGUAAACCCCACUCUGGCAGCCUCUCAGCAGUGAUCAGUAACUCUCAGUGGCAUCCGCUUCAGGUACAUCUCCUUAGGUACAGUUGAUGCAGACUUCGUUUUCAUCUUUGGCUGAUUUAGAAAUGAAUAGUUUUGCACAUGUUCACACGAUUGGUAAUGUUAAGGCUUUAUAGUUUUCAGUAUUUUAUUUCAGUUUCUAGAAUGCAAACAAAUGCCAUAAGUCAAGUGCUGUAUCAGGGACUGCUUGUGCUGUGUUCUCCAGUGUAAACAGCAGUGUUGGGUAAGGUUUUGGUAUGGUUUAGUCUCUGAGAAUGAAACUUCUUCCUUUGUCAUUUCAUCCAUCAUCGAGUUACCCUUAUGUUAAUUUACAAAGUGAAGAUAGAUUUAUUUUUCAGUGCUACAAGUCCAGAUUGAUUUAUAAGACAACGGAAGUGAAGUCUGACUGUAAGUUGAACCCUUAGAAUAGUGUUUGAUCUAACUGUGUUUUAAUAAGUCUGGGAUCAUUCUUCACUGCAUGUUAGGGAAAUUAAAUAAUGUGGGUGAUAGUUUUUCUUCAAGAGGUUUUCAAGCUGUUACAGAACCCCCAUUGCAUUCCCUUGGAAUUAGUUCUGCUUAGUACUUAGGAAAAUGGAGCCACGUCCUUAAUCAAGGUGUGUUGGCCAUGUUUGCAGUGCUAUACAAAAAUGAUAGCAGAUAUUUGAUAGUGCAAGUUUCCUCACUUUAAAUAUUGUCUUUGUCCUUUUGCCAAAAUGUGCUAACUAAGCCCUCAAAGAUGUUUUUAUGAUAAAUUUUAUAAUUUUGGGUUACUGCCUGGAGGCAAGUUCAUCUCAGGAUCCAUUUCUUUAUUUCUAGAAGAAAAUAUAGAUACACUUGAUUUACUCUUUUAUUUUUCAUAUGCCGAAGAGUUCCUGACUAUAAAUAAAAGUCUGAUAGUUUCUCUCUGCAACAGAACAUUAAGGUGCUAUGUAAUUACGCACAAAAUUCACAUGUAAACAUCAAAAUAAAGGGUGAAAAAUUCAGUGCUCGUUACGUAGGAGUUCUCCAUGUGUGACAUUGUAUGUGUCUUUAAUUAUAUGAUCACACUUUUUUUAUGCAAGAUCCUUCAGUUUGAGAUGCAUACUGCUCACUGAAUUUAAAGAAAAGGGAGGGCAGUAAUGCGUCUGUAUCUACAUUAUAUUUGAAUGUUUAUCUGAAUAGAGAAUUUUUGCUUUUCCUUACAGGCUUUUUCCAGUGUAAUCAUUGGAAAAAUAUCUGAAUGCUUCAUGUAUACAAACGCAUUAACAACAUUGAGAGGUAGUAACAUUAUCAUCAGUGUUGUCAAAGUUAAGGCACAGAGGGAUUCACUGCAAGAAUGGCUGCUGAUUUGGGGUGUUCUUCACUUCAUCAAAGCAGAGUUUUAAUGGUUGUAAUUUACAGGUUAUUCAAGAGUGAAGACAGUUCAUCAAUAGAAGAGCUCACCAUGGCUUCAGAACAGUGUUUAAUUCAGCUGGACCAUGUCAGCUUGUCCAUAUGUUCUGUGGUCCUGUCUGUAUUAUUAGGACUUUUCUAAUGGGGGAUUAUUGUGGUGCUUAGAAACUGCAUUGAAGAAAGCCAUGCAAGUAUUGUAGAUGCUGUCUGGUACCUACCUUGUACUGAUAUUUCAGUGUUCUACAGAGGCUUAAAUUUGGAACUCAGAAAAUAAGAAGCAUUUAAAGAGAGGCCACCUGUUCGGUGUAAGAAACUCUCAGAUCUCUGUAAAUCCCCGAUAAAGAGAGAAAUAGAAUUUGGGUACACCCAUCAGGAGUAAUUUGCUUUGGCUUCCCAACGUUGCCUCUGUCUCCCCUCCCCCCGGCGGCCUGCUUCCUGCACUCAGUGCCAUGUGCCACGGCCACCCUCCCGGCCCGGGUGCCAGAAGAGGGAGCACCGAGCGCAGUGCAGCCCCGACCCUUAUCGCAGUCCUCUGCUGCCUCACGUGAGAGUAACCAAUCUGCAGCACUGCUGACGCCACACGGUUGUCACAAAACCUCACUUCUGCUUGCUUUUUUUUUUUUUUCCUGUCUUUCUUCGUUUUUAUUUAUUUAUUUAUUUUUCCUGUCCACGUGCAGCUUGAGAUUCAAAAGCUAAUUGCUUUAUCAUGAUAAUCAGAAAAUUUCCCAGAAGACUGAUUCCUGAUUCAAAGUAGAUCUUUGGGGGGUUGGGAAAAAAAAGUGCAUCUUCCAUUGUUCCUUAAAAGAUGUCUCGGAACCUGAAGUCUGCUUGAAGUAGAAUCCUGUAAAUGUAUUGUAAGUAGCCUUUUGGCACCAUUUGCAUUUAUAGACUUUAUAUGCGAAUACAGUAUGAUUGCAACCUAUCUGUCCACUGGGCUUGAAUACAGGAAGUUGGCUAUCCUGUAACAUCCUCAGGUCGUUCCAGGAUAGUGCUAAUUACUCAGAAGAACACUGCUAAGUACAGAGUCAGUGUAUGAAAGGAGGGUAGCGAGUCCUCUACAUGAAAACAUAGUAAAAAUUUUCCUCACAAUGGGAGUUUUGGUGGUGACUUCAUCUAUGGCAUUUCUGUAGUGUUGGGCAUAUUAACUGGCCAUUUGAUAGCGUCUGAGCUGUAUCUCUUUGUUAGGCUGAGCUGUGCUUGCCAUCCUGUGCUACCUGUAACUGUGGUUACAGAGUCUCAGUCCAGGCUGUCUGAAGCAGUUUGAUCACCUAACUGGAUGUCUUGGGAAAAUUCUCUAAGGGCUGCCCUGGUGUGCGAUUCUCUGUUCAAGGUGCUCUGGUGGUUUCACUGCUUAUAAAAUCUUAGCCUAGAAAGUAUUAGCUGAUAUCUCUCUCGUUUGUUUGCUUGUUUUGCUGCUUAAUUUUAUUUAGGGGAAAAAAAAGAAAAAAGCAUUGCUUGGUGAAUGGCUACAGACUAUAAUGAUAAGAGCAUUUUGUCCUCACUGUGGUACUACUAAUUCCAGUUUGGUGUGACAAUGAUAGAAGAGCUUUAUAGAGCAGUUUGUUUUAUUAUAAGCAGUCCUUAUCCUGUCUCUGUCCCAUCCUAACAAAAUGUCUAGGGCAUGUCUUCUAGCAAUAUAAUUAGAACGCAGAAAGGUAUCCUAUGGCCAUAUGCCUCUCAGUUGAGAAGAAGAGAGGGGAAAAAAAAUGGUUGAAGGAGAAGGAAGACUCUCUGCUUCCUUUUAUAUAGUCUUCAUAAGCACAGUCACUAGAGGUUUUUGUGGCUUAAAGUUAGUAACAUUAUUCUAUUAAAAAAAGUUUCAUUAAUAUUCCCCGAGGUAUAAAUAUAUAACCUUGAAUGUUUGUUAUAGUGAAGGGUCACCAAAAGUCUGCUUUUUGGUGCUGUUGUAGUUCCAGGGAAGAUAAAGAAAGGAAAACUUGGUUUUUGUUUGAAUUCUGUUUGUUUUUACUCAUUUCAGUGGCAAGUUGCAGUUUCUGGGUAUAGAAGCCAGCAAAGCUGACCUCUGCAUCCCUGCAAGUGGCUCAUUGCCAGCUGGGAAGAAACUGGCAAUUUUCAAACAAAUCAUUGAAGCUGCUUUUUCAAUAUUGUUUCUGUAUUCUUCAAUAUUGUUUCCACAGAAAGUGAGAGGAUGCGAUAUUUGCAAAUUUCUGAAGGAUAAGUGGACAGAAUUUUAAAUGGCCUUUUAGGUAGUCCAGCAGAUCUUUCCCUGCCUUAGUAGACAACAAAACUUUACAAAGUAUAUGCUAUGCAGUCACUGGCCUUCCAAACAGUUGCCUCGAAGACCGAAGCUCUCCAGAUUUGAAUGUUUCCAUUUCUGUUUUGAAAAAGGGUUGUCCUUGGCUAAUGAGAGUUGCCCCUCUGUGCAGUGCCCUUUAUCAUCAGAGUACUGCCCACUGCUUGUUGUUAGAACCUCUUAAAAAGAAAGAAAAGCAAACCCACCAUCUGCAAAACUAAUUUGGGGUUAAUUUGUUAGUGAAGCAUGCUCAUCUUAAGUGUGAAGUAGCAAUAAAUGUCAUAAACUCAAACCCCAUUGCUUUAUAAAUGCAAAUGAAGCUAUUAGAAGUUGGGCAGUUGGAAGGGAAGUAGUGAGUAGGCAGGUGCACGUGCCUGGGUGUGGCAGCAGAAGAGUACUGCACGCCAGCUAUCUGGGAUGGCACAUUUACAGUGUAAACUAUCAAAUGCAGCCCCGUGCCAGCCUCUUGGAGUGCACUGUUCUUUCUGCUGCUGCCCUCCACCUAUCAGUAAGAGAACAGGAGCUUUUUAAGUUGCAGCUCCUGUAGCUUUUUCCAGGACCUGAACUCAAAUUUCUUAAAGAGAUUUUUGUCUACAGGUCAGUCUGUUGGAACUGAAGUGGUGGUGCUUAGAAAAUGUUGGUUCAUCUCUCAGAACUGGAGGCUUGGUAUUGUGUGUGAUGUCUUAUGGAUGAUAAAAGUAUGUGAUAAAAGGCUUAAGUACUGAUAAAUAGUUCUCACACUUUGUUUAUGUCAGAGUUAAUUGAACAAAGCUGCUGCCAAUUCGCUUCUCAAAGAUAGUAAUGAAAAUUGCAAAGAAACUCAGCAGUUGAGAUCUGCAGCAUUAUUGUCAAUUUUUGCUAUGGGUUUGCUAUCUCGAAAUACUUCACAUGUAUUCUGAGCUCUAUAAAAGGACUCCUCUGCAUUUUAUUUAUUUAUUUAUUUGUUUAUUUUGUGGAAAUGGAAGGAAGGAGUAGAUUGUUAUUACAAAAAUGCAGUCUUUUGUCUGAAUAAGUUACACACAAAGGUGUGUUUGGAUAUACAUACCUUUAUAGUUUUUUUAUCUCAGAAUUUAGCCAUCCAAAGCACUUUCCUCCUGUUCAGCGAUGCAUCACCUACACAAGAAAUGAGAGGGUGUGGAGAGGAGAUGGGAGAAUGUCAAGCAUCUGAUACUUGUGUUCUUCCUUUGCACAUCAGUCACUUCUUAAAGUAUAGCACAAUUUCUGUAUAAUUUAGCAGUGGUUUGCUUGUUCUGAUAUGAAUUUUGAAAAUAUCCUUUGCAUUGGUUAUUUAACUUAGAGACACAAACAGUGAAGUUUUGUUGUUUGAAUUUCUGCCUGCCUAAUAGCAAUGAAAGGAGAAGUACAAACUAUGCAAACGGAUUUUAUUGAAGUAUAAAGUCAGAGCCAGCAAUUUACACAAUGUACAGAAAUGACAUGUCAUUACCACAGACUAGCUACUACGGGAAGUUACUGUUGAACUGCUUGCCAAAUUAUAUAUUAAGACUUUACAUACCUCAGUCCAUAAAACUAACUGGGGACAAAAUACUCCGUGCACCUCAGAGUCCUUUAAACUUUUGGGCUGGGGAAGAAAAAUGUAAUGGACAACUACAAGGACAGGUAUAAUAAUGGACUAUUGGACAGGUAUUGAGGUAAGAGCUUCUCAAAUUUCCUCAAAGUCUGAAAUAUUGUAUAAGUUAGGUGUCAGUUUUCAUGGGCUCACUUCUUAGUCAUGAAUAUGUAUGAAUACAGUAUCCAUAUCUCUUCUUAACCAACGUGGUUCUUGUGCGCUCUAAUUUUAGGAACAACUGCAAUCUUAGGCAAAUCCCUGAUGAGGGUAAAUAAUUUGCCUAAUGGCAUCACUAAUAUAAAACAGUAGUUGACUUGCCAAGGUAGUUGCUCAUGGAUUGGUAGCAGUCUGACAACAUGAUUUCUGAACAGCAGUAAUAGCUUUUUAUAGUUACACUCUAAAUACUCAAACUCAUUUCUUCAUAUGUGAAGUUGUGGCAUCACUGCUAGAUGUUAGGUAAUAGUGAAUUUUUCAACAAUUUGUUGAAUUACAGGUUAAAUUACUGCUGCUUCUGAAAAGGAGGAAAUAAUUCACCCUCAUCCUCUUCCUUCUUCCUGGCACUGACAUUCUUGCAGCCAUACUGUAACCCAGAUGAAGAUUAAUUCAGCUGAAAAUGUACAGGAUGUAAAAGUUACUUUUUAAAGGUGUACCUAAGAAGAUUCUGUUCAAGAGAAGGUGGAAGUAAUCAGCUUGGGGAAGGCAAGGCUCUUUCUUCCCCUGUUGCAUCUUCAGAGGCUCCAGUAUCUUCAUCAUUCAGGUAGGAUAUCGGGAGCAAGCACUGUUCCUCUUGUUCAUGCCAAUUAAGAAGUGCAAGGAACCUGAAAUCAAGGCAGGUACUGAUACUGCUUCCCUGUUGCUGCUUAAAAGGAUGAUAAGAGAGUUGGUGGGUCUUCCGAUAAAUAUUUCCUCUGGUUUGUAGCUGCGUUGCCACAAAUGUUUUGAAAGGAGUGCACCUGGCUGAGUCAACUGUGCUUCUAUUUCUUUUUUCAGAGCAGGUGGAGUACAACUGUCAUUUUGUGGUAUUUACAAGGAAGCAGUAAUAGAAGACUACUUUCAUUAUUCAUGCAGCAUGUCCUUGAUGGAAUGGAAGCAGAUAAUACAGAAAUCAGUUAGGAAAAAAAGCUUUUUUGCUUAUCAACACCUUACAUUUUCUUGUUGUCUGCUUUGGGGCCUUUAUGCUGCAGAACAUUGUACUGCAUCCCAAGAUCUAAAAUUUGGAGUCUGUUGUACUUGACACUGGCAGGAAGUGGAGCCUGAAUAUCCGUAAAGAUCUGUAUUUGUUGCUUAUUUUAAGGACUGGGAGUUGGAAAUAAGUAUCACAGUUCUUCAUGAAUGGAAGAAUUGUCGAAGAACGGAUAGAACCUUUUGGACAGUACGACAUCUAUAUUUAAGUUCUUUAUGCAUAUAUAUGUUUAUAUGUUAUAUAUGUUUUCUAUAUUUUGCUUUGCAUAAUUUUUAAUGUGCGUGUGUGUGUGUGUAUAUACACAUAUGAAAUAAAUUCCAUGACUAAGGUAGUGCAAAUAUGGGAUAUUGCUGGAACGGUUGUGCUUCUCACACAUCUUCAUGCAUAUUUUAAUUUCUGUCAAGUCUUGAUUGUUUUAUCCUUCUUUCCAACUUCUGCUUCCUAUUCCUCCUGUCUGCAACACUUUUUGGUACUGGAGCUGCAGCACAUCAGUCUGGAUUCAUGAACUCUCCAUAAAUACAGAAGGAAGAAUUAAAUGAUUCCCAAAUUAGAAUUUGAUGGUAUAUACAGUACAGUUAUGUUAAUGAAAAGAAAGUAUUGACUUUAACUAUUUGUUUUCAAUUAGGAAAAUUCCUUUUCCCUAUAAGUCAUACCAAAUGUGGGCUGUGUUUUAGAAAAACAAGGGGAGAAGCAGCUCCUUUAACACCUCACAGUGCAAGUACCACUGUUCUGAUGAUGGAAAAGGCUUGGGGUGAAGCCCAGGAUGAUGUGGCAAGAUCAGCCUCACCACCUCCGCUCUUUUACUUCAGGAGCAAGGGCCCUGGCUUCAGAGGAGCAGCGCAACUGCUCAUAAUGUGUUACAGUUCCAGCACAGUACAGCCUUGAACGGCUUGGAAGCCUUGGGAAGCUCCAAAAUAAGUCAAAUGUCUCAGCAUAUGUAGUUAGAAGAGAUGUCAUGCAGAUUAAGCUUUGGGAUAGGUUCAGAGUUCUCCAAGUUAUCUAAAUUCAUGUUCUUCUUCUAUAACCUUUUUGUCACAAUAAGAAAUUACAAUUAUGUAUAUGAGCUAGAGCAGAGAAUAUGGAAAGUUGGGAAUUAAAGAGACAGACUAACUUGCUUUUCUCUGUUUUUAAAAACAGCUAAUUCAGAUUUUAGCUACAAGGUCCAUACACUUCCAACCCAGCUGUUGUUUCUCCAAUGUGUGAGAAGUACAAUGUAUAAAUAACUUAGUGUUAUAAAAGGAUUUCUCUUUCACGUAACUUCAAUUUUCUCCUGAAACAGCUCCCAGAUCAACACUCCAUUAAAAAUCAAAGGUGCCAGGUGCUUCAGAAUUGCUGUGACUGAACUGAGCAUCAUGGUUUUUUUUUCUCUUAAAUAUCAUUGAUGCCUCACACACAAGAUUUUUAUUUCAUUAAAAUGCUGUAAAUCCCUUUAGUUUACUUACCUUUUUUCCAAAUAUGUUCUUAGUCUCUAUACACUAGGAAAAAAACCAUCAGAAACAGCUAAUUAUUAAAUGUAAAGACACUGCUAUAUUAAACAUGAUUGUUUAACCAAUACCAAACUCCAUUUUCACACAUAUUUUCCUAUCUUAGUGAACCUUCCUAUAAUAUGAAAAUGUGUAUUAGCUUUAUAGCUGUGAAACUUCUAUUAACAUUAUGAGAUCAUUCAUGUGUGAAUUUCUGCACACAGAUAAAUUGAAGAAAAGUGCCAUAAAAAUACAAACAGAUUCUCCUGGAGACAAUUUGUUAUCAGCUGGACAUAGAAUUCUGAUUAAAAUAUGACAUAUUAAUGGGGGUAUCUUAAUGCUACCACAGUAAGUUUCUAUUUAUGUGUUUGCUUUAACUUAUAGUCAAGGUUAGCCAUAAAAUGAAGUUUUAAGUAAGUUACUGCAACUGGAUUUAAAUUGGCUAACAAAUGUUAAGAGAAAAAUCGAAACUGUUACAUGGCCCUUCUCAUCAGCCUGGCUGUGAGUAGGGAUGACCCAUACAGACUAUAUUCCCACUUCUGCAGAGCCCAAAUUUGGUCUCCUUUAACAUUUGUGGUAUGAUAUUUAUUGAUGAAGAGAACAAAGGUUCUCUUUUGCACUUGAAGAGCAACCCAGCUUCCAAAGAAAUGAGAUUUCUUGUCUGAAGGAAAAGGAAAAUCUGAGUCUGGAUGAAAAAGUGAACAUCUGGACUGCAUAGUAUCUAACUUGUAGUGAAGAACUUUAAGCAUGGUAUCCUGCCCCAAAUAUUCUUGGAGCUUGGCUGUAAUACUUGAAAAAGCUUUCUAGUAAUCAGUCAGUCAGCAGGAGAAUCCACAAUUUCAAAUUAAAUGUCAAACCUACCUUGUUAGAAGGACAGAAUAAUUGCCCUGAAAUAGGAACUGCAGGACUCGAGUGAGAGGGGCAGCUUAACCUAGUGAAAGCAUCUUGCACAAAAGAGGAUCGUGGAGGUUUUUAAAGCUAGGGCACUUGGUACUGCUGUCAGCAGGUAACUAUUUUACUUGAGAUUUAUAACCUUGAGUGCUGUCCUGAUUAGUGUUUAUGUUCUUUCAUUUAAAAUAUGAUUCCUCGGGAGGAAGAGUAGUUUUCUUGCUUCUAGAAGUUACGGCCUUCACCAGAGAUAAGCCAAGUUUUAUUUUAAGUGAUAAAAUACAUCUGUACUCACCUUUUAGGAUAUUUGCAUGCCCUGCUUUUCAGGAUCAGAUAAUUUUUCCCCAUUCUUAUAGACUGUGAUGCUGGCAGUGCCCCAGACUGGUUACUCUCAAUGGCAUUGAUGAGGUGGAGAGUCUUGCUGCAGUGAAUUUCUGACAAGUAGUAAGUUGCUUUCUUUUUGUUAGACAUAAGAUGCGCGUGUGCCUCUGCAAGUCUUCUCUAAAGACGACUUUUCACUCAGCAUGAAUUAGAAAGACUGGCUCCUAUCCUCUCCUGUGCAAACACAGAGCCUUAACUGCCUUAGAAAGUGAUGCAUUCCUGAUAAAUGCUCAAUCCAUCAUUAUUUUAGAACAAAAAGAGAUCAGAAGCUUGUGAAGACAUCGUUAAAUUGAGAAGUCUGUGGCCACAGUAAAUAAGCAGGAGCUGUGCACUGGCAAAAGCCUUAAUCACUGAACCCAUUUGAAUCCUUUCUUCGAAAAAGUCAUACUGUGAAGAUGUUCCUUUAACCCUCACUAUAACAAGACUUCUUGAGCGCAUGAGAUUACCAAGGUAGCUCAUUGGAAAGUGAAAUAGGGCAGAAGGAUGUCACCUCCAGCGCUGUUUCACCUGAUAAUUUCCUGCUUGGAGAGAUUUCAAACAUGCAUCCUUUCUCAUCUGGUACUGUUCAGCCUUGGAGUACUACAUGUUCUUGGACACUGAUGAGUGGGUAAGAUUCAACAUAGGACUGUUCUGCUCAUCUCCAUAGCUAGCACCAACAACCUGAGUUUUCCUUAGACUCCCUUUCUGUUCCUAACUUUAUCAAAGGUGAUGAAGAUAAUACCAAGGCCUGAUGUGGCAGGUGCUGCAAGUUUCUGCCUUUCUCUCAGUCACGGAUUUUGAACCUGAACAUAAGAUCUGUCUCACCCAGAAUCUUGUUGCAAACAAAGGAUAACCAAAGACACUUACGUGGCACUGAGAAAUGUGGUUUAGUGGGCACACUGGUGAUGGGUUGACAGUUGCACCUGAUGAUGGUAGAGGUCUUUUCCAACCUUUAUGACUCGAUAUCACAUUUCUCCGUGAAGCAUGGGUUAAGUGCAAAAAAAAUUCAAUGACAGUUUAUUGACAGAAAUGAUUGGUGAGCCAUGUAGGGGAGGUGCUCUGCUGAACUUUUCACUUGUGAACAAACUGGGGAUGUGAAGACUGAGGGAAGUUUUGGCUGUGUUCUCACAGAAGUGAGCACAGCAAAUGGUAUAAUUGGAAGCCUGGAAUUCUCGGGAGCAAAUUUCAGCUUGUUCAGAAUCUGCUUGGUAGGGAGACUGCCCUGGAGUCAAGGAGUCAUGGGACAACUAAUUGAUCUUUAAGAGCAGUCUCCUCAGAACAUAGAAGUGAUCAUUCCAAAUCAAAGAAUGUUUAAGAAAUGUGGUACAAGGCUGAUAUGAAUGAACAUGACACUUGAAUGACUUCAAACACAAAAGAGGACUAUUUAAAAGGAAGAAGCAGUACAAAGACUACCUGUAUAGAAUAUACAGAUAUUGCCCAAGUCUGCAAGAUGGGAAUUAGGAAAGCCAAAACUCAGCUGGUGUUGUAAUAGCAGAGGAUGUGAAAGGCAACAGAAGGGGCUUAAGUGGUAGCAAAAAGUAAGCCUAAGGAAAAAGUGAGCCAAGUACUCUGUCAGGGGGACUCAGAAACAAAAGGUAUUGAGAUGGGUAAGAUGUUCAAUGCCUUUUCUGCCUACUGUUCCAUUUUGUUUCACUGGUAAGAAUUAACC